Rhinichthys klamathensis goyatoka is the source of this 768-nucleotide messenger RNA. Its product is annotated as interleukin-17B-like. The record is from RefSeq and is a predicted model, not a curated record. Gene Ontology annotation, cellular component: extracellular region. The transcript is spliced from 3 exons. Gene Ontology annotation, molecular function: cytokine activity. Lineage: Eukaryota; Metazoa; Chordata; Actinopteri; Cypriniformes; Leuciscidae. Bases 51 to 647 code for a protein of 198 amino acids. Gene Ontology annotation, biological process: inflammatory response.
UCACAGCAAGGACACAAAUGUGACAACUUAUUGCGCUCUUUAAGAAAACAAUGUGGAAAAACAUAUGGAAUAAGGUGUUCGUGGUCCUGAUGGUGUGGAAUCUGUUUGUGCCCAUUGACACAAAGCACACCAGUAAAGAAGGAAAGUCUCGGAGACGAAAACUGGAAUCACAUCCUCGCCGGAAAGGGUCAUCUGUCAAAAUUUCCCCAGAUCCAAUGAUGACAGGUCCAGAAUCAGGAGUGAUGCCUGGUGCUGUUGAAACGGACUUUGAUAAGAGUAUCGAGGAUAUGGUGUCCCAGGUCAGAAACAAUCCCAACUUAACCAUAAGCAAAUGUGUGGUGGAUCGCAAACUGUGGAUGUCCAAUAGUCGCAGCCUCUCUCCCUGGUCCUACAGAAUCAACCACGAUGAGAAUCGUAAGCCCGUGGAUAUCCCAGAGGCCGUGUGUUCGUGUGUGGGAUGCAUCAAUCCUUUCACCAUGCAGGAGGAUCGCACCAUGACCAGCGCUCUCAUCUACACCAAGAUCCCCGUGCGCAGACUCCUCUGCCACCGGCCAACGAAGAAGCCGACGAAGAAGAAGACAUGCGUUCCCCGUUACAGAACGGUGGUGGAGAGCAUCGCCGUGGGGUGCACGUGCAUCGUGGGCUAGCUGAGUGCAUGGGAUUGACCGUCACAUUUCAACCUGUUUUAUAGCCUACUUCAAAUGAAUCCGGAUCCAAUUGUGCAUAUAUGAUGUAACAAAUAGUGAAGAAUACAUUUAGUGAGCUCAA